CUUGUCCUCGUGUCAUUUUUUCGAAUCAGGCAUUGGACUUGGUACCGAGCAACCUGUACGAAGGGGCCUCCCACCGCCCGAAAUUGCUAUAUUCCAACCCUUUUGGGGUGUCCAACCGCCUCAGCGUCAGAUACGGGGGAAGCCUGAAAGCUGAAACUCGGAUCCUCUCCGCCACGUCGGAUAUUUGCUGGACCAGAAGAGAAUCGCGUGCCUCUUGGCAAGUUGGCAGCGACUUCCGGUGCUCGCGCCCCGUGCAGAUCUGGAUAAGCGGGUGUUCCAGGCUUUUACUUUGAGGGGGUCAGCCUUUUUUUCGAUUCUCUCGGGGAUUCUGCUUUUGGGAGGUUGAUUUCUUGACCUCGCACAAGACAUUCGUUGCUGGUUUCUUGGUUCUUUGCUGAACCGAGACCGGCAAAAGGCUGAUGCGAUGAGGCUCUCGCUAUCCUUGCAGUGCUGGCUAAUAUGCCUGUUCGCCUGGAGAAUAGCCGCCGACAACAAGACUCAACCCAUCUCCAUUUUUCGAUCGAGGCCUGAUUUGUUUGCGCCCAUUCUCAGCGUCUUUCGAAGACAGGCAGAGAAACUCGCGCCGGGCUACUACUUUGUCGCCCCGUACCAAGCAGCCCAGGAAGGCGUCCAUAUAUACGACAACGAUGCUAACCUGAUAUAUUCGGGCUUUGGCAGCGCUGGACCCGGUGUCUCUCACGCGCCCCAGACAUGCAUGUACAAAGGCGAGAUCCAUCUAUGCUUCUAUCAGGGAGUGCAAAUGCUCGGUUGGGGCCACGGCCACGGCCUCAUCAUGGACAAACACUAUCGCAUCGUCAAAUCCAUUGAGCCGGGCAGCUACCAGGCCUCUUCCGACAUGCACGAAUUCAGGAUUAUCAAUGACGGGAAACAAGCGCUCAUGACCCAGUACCUCCGCAGCGUUUACGACAUGUGUCCCUGGAAUCUGUGCGAUGGUCUUGGUUACAUCCAGCAAGGAGCGUUCCAGGAGGUCGACGUCGACACGGGGGAAGUUCUGUUCGAAUGGCACAGCCUGGACCAUGUCCACCCCAGCGAGAGUUGGGUUGGACCGAGUACCACCGAGAUCAGCGGAACUGCUGAACACCCCGACAGUCCCUGGGACUACUUCCACAUCAACUCCAUCGACAAAAACAAGGACGGCGACUACCUGAUCUCGGCGCGCCACACCUCUGCGGUGUAUAAGGUUUCAGGAGUCGAUGGCCACGUCAUCUGGCGUCUGAACGGAGCGAAAUCGGAUUACGCACUCGAGGGCUUCCAGUUCUCUUCCCAGCAUGACGCCCGAUUCAUUUCCGACAACGAAACGCACACCGUGCUCUCCCUGUUCGACAAUGGCACUAACGGCUUCAACCAGACCCAGCCGCAUUCGACGGGCCAGAUCAUUGUGGUGGACCACCGGACGAAAGUAGCGACGUGUCUCUUGAAUCUCGACCCACCGUUCGUCGACGGCCACGCGCACAUCUCCAAAUCCCAGGGCAACAUGCAAAUUCUCCCCAACGGAGGCAUCGUCAUGGGCUGGGGCAACGAUGCCUUCUGGACCGAGUACGCCCCGGACACGUACGAGAUUAUCUUCUACGGGGCGCUUGCGUGGACAAACACCAUGAACUAUCGAGUCCACAAAUUCGACAACUGGGUGGGCAUGCCGCUGACGAAGCCUGCCCUGUGGACGUACUCCAAGGACGGCCGAGAAAUGAUGAUCUAUGCCUCGUGGAAUGGCGCCACGGAAGUCAAGUCGUGGCGGUUCUACGGCGGAGAAUCCAAGCAGGGCCCGUGGGAGGAAAUCUCGACCGUGCCCAAGAACGGGUUCGAAACCAUCUCCAGGCACGACGGGACGUAUACGUACUCGUACGCCGAAGCCCUGGACAAGGAUGGCCAGGUGUUGGGGGCGUCCGCCGUCCAGUCGACCUUCAUCCCCAACGAGCAACUGCGGGAGUACUGCGACGACGUUGCCUGCCGCUUCAUGCCCUCGCCCGAACAGCGGAAGAAAGAGCAGGCAGCAAAGCAGGACAAGGACAACGGGGACAAGCUCAAGCAAGAGCAGGAGAAACUGGAAGCCGACCGGCAGCGGGCCGAGAGGAUCAAGAACGCCGAAAUCUACGGGGGCACGUUCGCUGGGCUCGCCGUCUUCAUCAUCCUGAUCAUCGUGCUGGCGACGAGGAACUUCGUCUCGCGGCCGGUCCAUGUCCUGGCCCACAACGUCUACCGAGCGGUGAAGAGAAAAGGAGGGAGGGAGGUCGGCGCCGGUGCUGGCUACAAGGCUCUGUCGCUGGAAGAGCAGGACGGCGACCGGACGCCCAUGAUUACAGACCCGUCUUGACAUUUUCCGGCGCAUUGCAUUAGAGCCCCUAAACCUGCUGAAUUAUCGGGAUUUAGAUGUCAUGUCAUGAGCAUUUUUGCGAAAAGGAUGUUCUUGUGUCGCUUCAUCGGGCAUGGCCACAGGAAUAUCUAUGUAGCAUCUUCCUUUUCUUGCGAGUAGAGGUAAUGAAUGAUGUCACGAACGAUUAAUACGAGUAUUUUUUAUCAA
Molecule: messenger RNA, 2539 nt
Organism: Cladophialophora immunda
Lineage: Eukaryota; Fungi; Ascomycota; Eurotiomycetes; Chaetothyriales; Herpotrichiellaceae
Exons: 3
Coding region: 425-2332 (635 amino acids)
Source: RefSeq, a predicted model, not a curated record